GCUGUUUUAUGUUUGAAAUUUCCAUCUACACAAAAUCAAUGUUGUACUAAAAUGAAUCGUUUCAAAUUUAGCGGCUUCUUGUAAAUUCUGGUUCCGUGUGGAGGUCGGAUGAUUGCAUAUUAAAUAUCGAAAGUCGCUGUGUGAUAGAGAAAGCAAUAAUGUUCGCUCUAAAGAGCUAGUUUCAAUGAACAAUGAACGUGUGUGUGACAGCCCUGCCUAUUCAUUUUUACGUGUCCAAAAUCAGCUGGGCCAAAAAUAAAUAAAUAACUGUAAUUUGGUCGAAGCUACUAGCAGUUAAAGCGCAGCCACUUACAUAGAACAAGCACUAACAAUGACGACACAAGCACCGCGGAGAGUGCGGCGUAAGCUAGUGACCACGAGCUUCUUAGUAUUGGGAUUAGCUAUAUUAGUAUAUUGGGCGGAUUUAACAGGCGGCUACUUUGCAGCUUUCGAUGAAGCGGAGACAAAUAAAAACUGUUUCUGUGAGCUGGAGGGCUCCAUCAACGAUUGCAGCUGUGAUGUGGACACAGUGGAUCAUUUUAACAAUAUGAAAGUCUAUCCACGCCUGCAAAGUUUACUGGUGAAGAAUUUCUUUCGCUUUUACAAAGUAAAUCUGAAGCAAGAAUGCCCCUUCUGGCCGGACGACAGUCGCUGCGCCAUACGCUUCUGCCAGGUGCAAAACUGCGAGGAUAAAGCCAUACCAGAAGGCAUGAAGGAAAAGGCUGAGCACAGAGAAAAGGCGGCAUCAUUCAAGUACACACGCGAGGCACAAGUGGAUCGAGGCUGUUCAGAUGUUGAAGACUUUGACAGCGCUUUGGGCUUUCUGGACACCAGCAUAAGCGACCAGGCGCAUCGAGAGUUUGAGCUCUGGGCUAAGCAUGAUGAGGCUGAGGAGGACUUUUGUAUUGUUGAUGAUCAUGAUGUGGACGCACAGUAUGUUGAUCUGUUGCUCAAUCCGGAGCGCUAUACAGGCUAUCGUGGCGACUCGGCUCAUCGCAUCUGGAAGAGCAUUUAUCUGGAAAACUGUUUUGGCGGCAACAAUCAAUCAUCCAAUAAGUUUUCGAGCUUUGUGCCGCAUUUAGAUUUACGAAAUUUAUGUGUGGAGCAGCGCGCCUUUUAUCGCAUUAUCUCUGGUCUGCACUCCAGUAUCAAUAUACACCUGUGCUCCAAGUAUUUGCUGUCCGAGUCAAAGGAUUUCCUUGAUCCUCAAGGCAUCUGGGGAGCCAACGUAAAGGAGUUUAUGCGGCGUUUUAGUCCAGAAACUACAUCCGGCGAAGGACCGCAUUGGCUGCGUAAUCUUUACUUUAUAUAUCUGGUGGAGUUACGCGCCUUGGCCAAAGCUGCGCCAUAUCUACGCCGCGAGGACUACUACACAGGCAUAGCAGAGGAGGAUGAAGAAGUCAAGCUGGCCAUAAAUGAUAUGCUGUCGAUUAUAGAAUCUUUUCAAUCACACUUUAAUGAGAACGCGCUGUUUAGCAGUGGCAUUGCUUCUAUCAAGUUCAAGAAUGAUUAUAAGGAAAAGUUCCGUAAUAUAUCUAGAAUUAUGGACUGCGUGGGCUGUGACAAGUGCAAGCUUUGGGGCAAGCUGCAAACGCAAGGCCUAGGAACAGCGCUCAAAAUACUCUACUCCGAGAAGCUGCAAUCGGCCACGGAGAGCGGCCUGUGGGACAAGCCGCAUAUUGAAGCAGAUCCCAUAUUCAGACUAAGCCGCACAGAAAUUGUGGCUUUGUUCAAUGCCUUUGGCAGAUUAUCCACCAGCAUAUACGAAAUGGAAAACUUUCGACGUGUUCUGAGGUAGCCCGAACAUAUGGAAAGGCCAGGGAAAGGGCAUGAAUCCAUUUCGCUGCACUAGAGUUAAACAAAGGCACCAAGGCUGCAUACAUCUAGUUAACCUCCAGGCACACAUGGACUAUUUAUUAUGGAAUUUAUUUCCGGUUUCCCUCCAAUUGCAAACUCCAUUAACAGCAGCAGCAGCAAUAAGCGCCGGAGCAACCACAGAAGCUGCUAGCUUUGUAAAUAAUUAAUAAAAUAUUCAAUUUGAAGGCUA
This is a messenger RNA of Drosophila busckii, 2047 nucleotides long. RefSeq names its product ero1-like protein (gene Ero1L). Bases 332 to 1798 code for a protein of 488 amino acids. The record is from RefSeq and is a predicted model, not a curated record. Gene Ontology annotation, cellular component: endoplasmic reticulum membrane; endoplasmic reticulum. Gene Ontology annotation, biological process: protein folding in endoplasmic reticulum. The transcript is spliced from 4 exons. Lineage: Eukaryota; Metazoa; Arthropoda; Insecta; Diptera; Drosophilidae. Gene Ontology annotation, molecular function: FAD binding; thiol oxidase activity; protein-disulfide reductase activity.